Molecule: messenger RNA, 5195 nt
Organism: Vitis vinifera (wine grape)
Lineage: Eukaryota; Viridiplantae; Streptophyta; Magnoliopsida; Vitales; Vitaceae
Product: pentatricopeptide repeat-containing protein At2g01860
Exons: 3
Coding region: 254-1798 (514 amino acids)
Molecular function (GO): protein binding
Source: RefSeq, a predicted model, not a curated record
GGGUCGACUCCUGAGCUGGACAGAAUAUAUUCCGCCAUUCACGAGUUGGUAGUACGAACUACAAAGCAAUUUGAAAAAGCCCUUAGAAUUUUUUUUUCCUUUUCUUUUUGCUUUUCAGUGUAAAAUUCCUUUGCGGGAAAAAGCAAGCAUCUUCCAGAUAGAAAAGUUGACCAUUUCCAGCCGUUUGUGUAAGAAUCCAUCGUGGAUGCAAUUCUGAGUAAGAUGAGGUGUUUGAUGAAAUUCCUGUGAGGCAAUGGAGCGUUUGUUCUCAUCGUUGAGUAUAUGUACGGUGCCAGGGACCCGAAUUUAUUGGGAUAAACGGUAUGUGAAAGCACAAUUCGUUGUGGAGUUUUCAAACAAGAACGAGAUAAAGUUGGGGGUGCAAUGUAAUGCUAGGGUUAACCAUAGAAAACCAACCAAGAACCUUCCGCAUCCACGGCGCGCUAAGCUCCCUCCGGAGCCUGAAAUUAGCACAUUUUUGAAGGGGGGAAAUAGCGGGACAGAGCAAUCUGAAAUGGGUACGGUUUUGGAUAAAGAACCUGAUGCGAAUGAUGAUGGGUUUCUGGUUGAUGGUAUUGAAGGAAGAAAAGAGGGGGAGAUAGUUUGGGAUUCGGAUGAGAUUGAAGCAAUUUCGUCUCUUUUUAUGGGGAGAAUCCCUCAAAAGCCUGGGAAAUUGAAUAGGGAAAGGCCUCUUCCACUCCCACUUCCCUACAAACUUCGACCUAUGGGACUUCCCACAACGAAGAGACAUGUGAGAGCUGCUUCUUCAAUGCCAUAUGCUUCCCGGGCAUCCCUAUCUAAGCAAGUUUACAAGAACCCAGAUUUCCUCAUUAGCAUAGCCAGAGAGAUAAGAAAGCUUCCUUUGGAAGAUGACGUUUCUCCAGUUCUUAACAAGUGGGUUAGGUUUCUGCGGAAGGGCUCAUUGUCAUUGACAAUCCGGGAAUUGGGUCACAUGGGUCUUCCUGAGAGAGCUCUACAGACCUUCUUCUGGGCUCAGAAACAACCCCAGCUCUUCCCAGAUGAUCGCAUUUUGGCCUCAACAGUUGAGGUCCUGGCAAGGACUCACAAGUUGAAAGUUCCAUUCAGUUUGGAAAAGUUCACCGGUUUGGCUAGCCGGAGUGUAAUUGAGGCACUGGCAAGGGGAUUCAUCAGAAGGGGAAGUUUGAGCCUUGCAUGGAAGCUUCUCUUAGUUGCCAAGGAUAGUAAAAGGAUGUUGGGACCCAGCAUUUAUGCAAAGCUAAUAUUUGAGCUUGGAAAGAACCCCGAUAAGCACAGCCUUGUACAGGCAUUACUAGAUGAGCUUGGAGAAAGAGAAGAUUUGAAAUUAAGCCAUCAGGAUUGCACAGCAGUCAUGAAAGUCUGCAUAAGGCUUGGGAAAUUCGAAAUAGUGGAAAGUCUUUUUAACUGGUAUAAACAAUCCGAGAAUAGUCCAAGUGUGGUUAUGUACACAACUCUAAUUCAUAGUCGCUAUACUGAGAAGAAAUACAGGGAGGCACUGGCUGUCGUUUGGGAAAUGGAGGCUUCAGACUGUGUCUUUGAUCUUCCAGCUUAUCGUGUGGUGAUAAAGCUUUUUAUUGCUCUGAAUGAUCUAUCAAGAACUGGAAGGUAUUUUUCGAAACUUAAGGAAGCAGGUUUCUCUCCGACAUAUGAUAUAUACCGGGACAUGUUAAAGAUUUACAUGGUUUUCCGGAGGCUGGCAAAGUGUAGGGAGGUCUGCAAGGAGUUAGAGAUGUCAGGGUUCAAGUUGGAUAAGGGAACCUUGUCACAGUUGUUGCAACUUGAAAAAGAAAACAGGUAAGUUCACUCGUUGAUAAGUUUUCAGUACUGAUGGUCUUGUCUUUGCACUUCCAAUUAGGUGAGUCUUUUGAUGAUCUACUUCAUUUUUUAAGCUUUAAAAUUCAUGGCUCCCUUAUCCUCUUUUCUUGUUGCAAGAGUUGGGAUGAGAGGUUCUUAUUGAGUCGCUCUUUUGGCGUCUCUUUUUUAAUAGAUCUUUUUCUUUACCUAUCAAAAAUAAAAUAAAAAUGAAAGGUUCUUGAAAGGUACUAGGAUUUUUUCUCUCUCUUUGAUGCUCAUCCAUGUUUUUCUGAAGUUUGUGUGUUGCUGCAAAGUAAGUGCAUAUGAUGGUUUACACUUGAUCUCUGAACUUCAGGUAAGUUUACUUGUUGACAAGUUUACAUUACUGAUGCUCUUAUCUUUGCACUUCACAUUUGGGUGAGUCCUCAGGUGAUUUACUUCAUUUAUAAUUUUUACUAUUCAUGGCCCAUCAUCCCUUUUUCCAGUUCCAAGAGUUAGUAUGAGAGGUUCUUGUUAGGUGCUAGGAGAUUUUCUCUCUUUUUGAUGCCCAUCCAUUUUUCAGCGUGGUUAUGUUUUUCCUGAAGUUUGUGUGUUGUUGCAAAAUAAGAGCAUAUGAUGGCUUACACUUGAUCUCUGAACUUCGGGUAAGUUUACUUGUUGACAAGUAUACAUUACUGAUGCUCUUCACGUUACACUUCUUGUUUGGGUGGGUCUUCAUGUGAUUUACUUCAUGGACCCAUAAUCCUUUUUUCUUGUUCUGAGAGUUAGUAUGAGACGUUCCCUCUCAGGUGCUAGUUGCUACGAGUUUUUCUGUCUGUUAGAUGCUCAACCAUGUUAUUCCUUUUUCUGAAGUCUGUGUGUUGGUGCCAAGUAAGUGCACAUGAUGCCUUACACUUGAUCUCUGAACUGCAGGUAAGUUCACUUGUUGACAAAUUUACAUUACUGAUGCACUUGGCUUUGCACUUUCCUUGAGUCAUUUCCUCAGUUUCUCAAUCACUUCAUUAUAAAUUAAUCAUCCUUUCUUCUUUCUAGAGUUGGCAUGAGAUGUCUUAUUAGUUGCUAGAAAUUCUUCUUUAUUCCUUUUUCUUUCUGAAGCAUGACCAUUUUGUUCCAUAAUUCAUAAUAAUUUCACAUUUCCCAGAGUAAGAGGAAACAUAAUUUGAGUUGAAAAAUUUGGAGUUGUACUUUGAUGUUUGGAUCAUUGGAGUUACAUAUGUCCUCUUUGUGGUCUUGAGAAUCAAACUCAAAUUUUUGAAGUUUGGUUGACCGAAGUUUACAUUUUACUAGUCAUGGAGGGCACACAUCUGUAGCCCCCUAUUUCAUUCUUGUUAGACAGAUGAGCAGGUAACCCUGUGAAUGAACAUUGCCAAAUCGAUUAUGGACUCAUUUAGAUGCUUCUAAAGCACACAAUUCUAUUUAGAAGAUGGUCAACUUAUUCAACUUCUGUGGUAUGGCCAAAAUACCCAAUGGGAAAUGGACAUGGUACAGCCAGGUUGACAGUGUUCUACAAAUAAUUUGUGGGCAUAUUUAGGCCAUGGUUAUGUACACUAUGUUACAUAGCCAUUAUUCAGAGAAGAAAAUGGGAGCAUUGGCUAUGGUUUUGGGAUUGGAGGCUUCAGAUAUCUCAUCCAAGAUUUUACUUUCUUUUUGUAACCUCUCAAGGACUUAUAAAAGAAAUGAUCUCUCAAGGACCAUAAAGUAAAAUUUGAGACUUGAGGGGGGAGGUUUCUUUGAAAUAUACUACUUAACAGGACUUGACCAAUAUUUGAAUGGUCUCUGGGAGGCUAGCAAAGUGGGGAAGGUAUGUGAGAAGCUUGAGAGAGUAGGGUUCAAGAUUGUAAGGUUUAAGUUGGAUAAGCGAAUGACUUCAUGGUUGUUGCAACUUGAAAGUGAAACCAGGUCAAGCUUAUAAGCUUGUUUCGAUAAGAAUUAUUUGAAGUAAUUAUGAACCAUUUUUUUCCCUUAAUGUGAUGCAUUCAUACUUUCAUAGAUCAAAGAUACUGGGCUGUCAUCAACCUUAAUAAAUUCAAAUCUUAAUCCAAAGACAAUGCCAAUUGUCUUUCCAAAAUGUAUUUGAGGUAUCUACCGUCACUGUUGUGAUAGAUAGAUGGAUGGAUGUAAUCCUAUAAAUGGUCAGACAACUCUCUUAUUUAGGAACUGAUUGCUGGUUCAUUAUUUUCAUCUACUUCAUCUUCUCAAUACAAUAAUUCACAGUUUUCUCCGCCCAUAUUUCCUUCUCAAGACAGGUCUCAUAAAAAGUUACUUCUCCAGUUGCUGUUACUGUUAAUGCAGCUGUGCUUCUGGUUCCAAAAUGCCCCUAUACAUUGGAAAUAGAGGAGGUUAAUGAUAUGAAUAAGUAGAAUACUAAAACAAGUAACAUCAAUGUUUGUGAGUUCUUUUGAAGAGAGACUGCAAAACCACUAAGAUAUACCAUUUUUGUCUCUGUGUCAGUGAAAAUGGAACUUUGAUCACACUCCCAGUCAAGAGCACAAAUGUGAGGCAACAUACUCUCGUCAGCUUUAACUUUAUCUCUCAUUAGUUUCUCAAUCAUCUCUUUUAUAGGAAUGUCACUUUCACCAUAUUUGCCUAGAAGUUCCUUGAAUUUUCCUCUCAAUCUCUGGACCUACAAGGGAAGAGGCAAUUUAAUACUUUGUUUAGUUAUAUUCAUAUACCAGUGAAGGUUGACCUGAAAGAAAUAAAGAAUUCAGUGUAAAAGCAGCCACGGCUCUACAGCUGUUGCCAUAUUUGUUAUUGAUGUUGCAUUAAUGAUUUAUUUUCUAAUUAUCGUUAUUUAUUUAUUUAUUUUGCUAAUAUUGUCUCGAAACUAAAGUUUGCCAUCAAAUCUUAUCAGAUGAAGGAGCAUCGUAAAUCUUUCUAACCUUAUGCCAUGGGAUGCCAAGCUUUGCAUUUGACAGCACAUGAAUCCCUGGAGAAAUCUCUUGAAUGGUAGGGGGCUCACCUUCUGGCCUGUUGGAGACAUACACCAUGGUUUUGGAAGCAAUAUCAGCUACAAUCAGGUUAAACCCAUUAUACUCAUCACCUUCCUUUGUUAUUUCUUCUGCGUAUUCAUGGGGACUCUUUCUGCUCUGCUACCAUAUAAGAAGAACGAUACAAGUAAAAAACCACUAGAAGUUAUUGAAAAAAUAGAAAAAAGCACCAAUUACCCAUGACCUGUGAAGAAUCACGAGGAAAACUGGCUAAACUAUUUUUUCUAGGAAAUCAAGUACUAAUGCAGAUCCUGUUUACCAUUUGGUAGCGAAAAUACUUCUGGGUAAAGAAAGAGUGUGUUAUAUUUCCUCCUGUGAAUGAGUAUUUUUGCUGAUAUUUCUUACAUUGUAUAAGAUUAUUUAGCAUGAUCCUGAUUCUAUAAAAGCUGAUAUGGCAACCUGUUUACAAAACAA